AUGGAAAAUUACCAGAAAAUUGAGAAGAUCGGCGAAGGUACAUACGGGGUCGUAUACAAGGCCCGCGAUCUUUCCAAUGGAGGCCGCAUAGUAGCACUCAAGAAGAUUCGUCUGGAAGCCGAGGACGAGGGCGUCCCUUCCACCGCCAUCCGAGAGAUCUCCCUCCUCAAGGAGAUGCGCGACCCCAAUAUUGUCCGUCUCCUCAACAUUGUCCACGCCGAUGGCCACAAGCUCUACCUCGUCUUCGAAUUCCUUGAUCUCGACCUGAAGAAGUACAUGGAGGCGCUCCCGGUUAAGGACGGCGGCCGCGGCAAACCCCUCCCCGACGGCGCUUCCGACAUCCAUUCCCGCCUCGGCCUCAGCCCGGCCGUCAUCCAAAAGUUCAUGUGGCAGCUUUGCGACGGCAUCCGCUACUGCCACUCCCACCGCAUCCUCCACCGUGAUCUGAAGCCCCAGAACCUCCUGAUCGACAAGGACGGCAACCUCAAGCUCGCCGAUUUCGGCCUCGCCCGCGCCUUCGGCGUCCCCCUGCGGACCUACACCCAUGAGGUUGUCACUUUGUGGUACCGUGCGCCAGAGAUCCUGCUCGGCGGUCGUCAGUACUCGACCGGCGUUGACAUGUGGUCGGUUGGCUGCAUCUUCGCAGAGAUGUGCACUCGCAAGCCCCUUUUCCCGGGCGACUCGGAGAUUGACGAGAUUUUCAAAAUUUUCCGCACUCUUGGAACGCCAAGUGAGGAGGUCUGGCCUGGCGUCACCUCUUACCCCGACUUCAAGAGCUCUUUCCCCAAAUGGAUUCGUGACGAGAGCCAGCCUCUCUGCUCGAAUCUCGACGAGGUUGGUCUAGAUCUACUGGAGACGAUGCUCAUUUAUGACCCUGCCGGGCGCAUCUCUGCCAAGCAGUCUUGCAACCACCCGUACUUCGAGACGUACCCUGGCGCCCACCAUAACACUAGGACCAACGGGUAUCGUUAA
Sodiomyces alkalinus F11 is the source of this 972-nucleotide messenger RNA. Its product is annotated as cell division control protein 2-like protein. NCBI's taxonomy places the organism in Eukaryota, Fungi, Ascomycota, Sordariomycetes, Glomerellales, Plectosphaerellaceae. The transcript is spliced from 3 exons. The record is from RefSeq and is a predicted model, not a curated record. Gene Ontology annotation, cellular component: cyclin-dependent protein kinase holoenzyme complex; nucleus; cytoplasm. Gene Ontology annotation, biological process: regulation of G2/M transition of mitotic cell cycle; regulation of gene expression; G1/S transition of mitotic cell cycle. The coding region runs from base 1 to 972 and encodes 323 amino acids. Gene Ontology annotation, molecular function: cyclin-dependent protein serine/threonine kinase activity; ATP binding; cyclin binding.